GCUCGGGCCACACGACGCGUUCUUGCCGCAUGCGUUAAAAUAAAUUGCGGUGACGCCGCAAUAACAUAUCGGGCCACACGAUGCGUUGCAUUGCGUUGUGACCGGAUGCGUUAGGUAUAUUUUUAAAAUUUUCUAAUAUAUCAAGUCUAAAUUUGGGAACUCAAAAUUAAUUUAGAAUGAAAAAUUAAUUUAGUUUCAAUCUAGACUUGGUAUCAGAAGGUCGAUAGUAUAUACCAUGUCCAAUAAAAGAUUGUUGAAAGUGUUGUGUGCGGCAGAAGCUGCUGGAGAAUUGGAUGAACCUACUACUUCAAAACGAAGAUACUGGGUACAUCCCUUAAAUUCUGAUAGAGAAAAAAAUAAUAACUUUUUAGAAUUUUAUGGAAAUAUACGAAAGCACCCAGAAAAGUUUUUCGAGUAUUAUCGAAUGUCGGUUAGGUCAUUCGAUGAACUCUUGGCUAAGAUUCGUCAACAUUUAACUAAAGAAGUUACUAACAUGCGUAAUCCUUUAAGUCCGGAGGUUAGACUGACGGUGACUAUAAGAUAUCUGUCAACUGGAACUUGUUUUAAAGCUAUGCAAUUUGAUUUUAAUAUUGGGAAGAGUACAGUAGCACAAAUUGUCAAAGAAACUUGUCAAAUUUGUUGGACAGUAUUACAACCAACAGAAAUGUCUCCGCCGACUACGGAACAAUGGCUUGAUAUAGCUGAACAUUUUUAUACAAGUACGAACUUUCCUAAUUGUCUCGGGAGUAUCGACGGGAAACACAUAAGGUGUAAAAAUCCACAAAACUCAGGUUCAUAUUUUUUCAAUUAUAAGAAAUAUUAUUCUAUUAUUCUUAUGGCUGUAGUAGAUUCAAAUUUAAGUUUUGUUUGUAUUGAUGUCGGGGCAUUUGGACGAGAAUCUGAUUCUAAUGUGUUUAAGCAAUGUCCAUUUGGAAAAAAAUUGUAUGCCAAUCAGCUUAAUAUUCCCGAACCUAAGUGCUUACCAAAUACCGAUGACUCUCCUCAACCUUACGUUUUUGUUGCUGAUGAAGCUUUUGCACUGCACAAAAAUUUACUCAGACCAUAUCCAGGCCGUGGGCUUACAAAUACUCGUCGUAUAUUCAAUUAUAGGCUUUCGAGAGCAAGAAGGACGGUUGAAUGUGCAUUUGGCGUACUUUCAAAUAAGUGGAGAGUGUUACAUACGCCACUAUUGGUUGAACCAGAUUUUGCGGACGACAUCAUAAAAGCUUGUUGUAUACUACACAACUUUGUCCGCAAAAGAGAUGGUUAUAAUUUCGAGGACAUGGAUACUAGCUAUUUGGUAGAUGGUUUAUCUAAUAGAGGACCGGGAGUACGAUCUCAAGGAAUUGAGGUCAGAGAUUCUUAUGCAGAGUAUUUCAUGGGACCAGGAUCAGUACCAUUCCAGUAUAACAAAAUAUAAAAAGACAACAUCUACCUAUGAGUUAUUAAUAAUACUUAUUAAAAUCAAUAAUUAGUUUUUAUUUAUUUAGGUAUGUAUUUUAGAAUAUUAACAUUUUAAAUAUGUAUAACGUAUGUUGUAUGUACUUACCUAUUUUGAUUUAAAUUAUUAUUAAUUUUUC
This is a messenger RNA of Metopolophium dirhodum (rose-grain aphid), 1580 nucleotides long. RefSeq lists its product as uncharacterized. NCBI's taxonomy places the organism in Eukaryota, Metazoa, Arthropoda, Insecta, Hemiptera, Aphididae. The transcript has 2 exons. The coding region runs from base 236 to 1420 and encodes 394 amino acids. The record is from RefSeq and is a predicted model, not a curated record.